GAGGGCGGGGCACCCCGUAAUCAGUAGGUAGUGAUCGCUCACCUUAAAUUUACCUACUUUGGGUUAUAGUCACUGAGAGGAGAGCUUCAAGGGUUGGGAGCCUAGCCUGCUGUGCUAGGGACCAACUACAAAUCCUAGUGACCUAACCUUUCUCCCCAAAAAGGACGCGAAAGGCUAAGCUCGGAAUCUGGUGGUAGAACCUCCAGGUGUAAAGGGCGUGGGGCUGUAAUGUCUUAAAGGGUUUUGUGAAGAGUGGAGCCCUUUGGAAGGGUUUCCUGGAGAAGGUGACUUCCACACUAGUCUGAGACAGCCCGCCCCAGGGCCAAGCUGCAGAGGCACAGUAUUUCAGAUUUGGGAUCAUGGAACUUUAUAAACUCGUGACAAAGGAAGUACUAAAACAAGAACAUUUACCCAAGGUUCUUCAGAGAAAUGACCCCCAGCGGGUCACUGAUAGAACGUUUUUCAUGGAUGGUUCCAAUCAGAGUUUGAAAACCAUCCCGCCAGACAUUUUGGCAUUAAAGGAAUUAGAAGAACUGCAUCUGGAGAACAAUCAGAUUGAAGAGAUUCCCCAGGGCAUCCAGCAUUUAAAGAAUGUCAGGGUCCUCUACCUGCACAAGAACAACCUGCAGAGUCUGUGCCCGCAGCUGGAGCUCAGCAGCCUGGAGUCUCUGGACCUGAGCUGCAACCCGCUGUUCUAUUGCUCGCUGCCGGUACUCAGCUGCCUCCGCACCCUCCGGGAGCUGCGGCUCUACCGCACCGGCCUGAGAGAGGUUCCCACCGUGAUCUGCAAAUCCCUGCACCACCUGGAGCUCUUUGGACUGUCAGAGAACCACUUGGACUCACUGCCCAAGGAAAUCGUGAACCAGACCAAGCUCAGGGAGAUCUACUUGAAGAAUCAGUUUUCGGUUUUCCCUUCCGACCUCUGUGUACUCUUGAACCUGGAAGUGAUCGAUCUAGACCACAACAAACUGAAGGCCAUCCCGGAGGAAAUCGGGCAGCUGAGGAGGCUGCAGAAGUUGUACGUGGCGUUUAACAACCUGCCCCUUCUACCCGAGUCUCUGAGCCAGUGCAGCAAGCUGUCGGUGCUGGAUUUGACCCAAAACCUCCUCCGCUCCCUCCCGGCCACCAUGGAGCAGCUCUCGGAGCUCACCGAGGUCGGGCUGAGCGACAACCGCCUGGAUAAGGUGCCGCGCCUCCUGUGCCGCUGGGUGUCGCUGCAGCUGCUGUACCUGCGCAACACCGGCCUGCGCGCGCUGCGGCGCUCCUUCAAACGCCUGGUCAACCUGCGCUUCCUGGAUCUCAGUCAGAACCACAUAGACCACUUUCCCUUGCAGAUCUGCACGCUCAAGAACCUGGAGAUGCUGGCGCUGGACGAUAACAAGUGGGACAG
This is a messenger RNA of Peromyscus leucopus (white-footed mouse), 1390 nucleotides long. RefSeq names its product leucine-rich repeat and IQ domain-containing protein 4-like. The record is from RefSeq and is a predicted model, not a curated record. Gene Ontology annotation, molecular function: protein binding. Lineage: Eukaryota; Metazoa; Chordata; Mammalia; Rodentia; Cricetidae.